CAUUUCUUCUUCUUCUUCUUCUUCUUCUCUCCAGAACAAAGACCAUGCUGAUACUUUCUCCUUCUACAAAAGAUACGAUGAGGUCGGUGUUUUUUCUAGGGUUCAUGGUAUUUCAUUUCUGUAUUUCGUGUUCUCGUGCGCAGACCUGCCGGAACUACACAUUUUCCAACAAGAACACCUACGCCUCGUGCGUCGACCUCCCCGUGCUGAGCUCUUACCUCCACUGGAACUACACGCCGUCCACCGGCACGGCCGACGUCGCGUUCCGGCGCACAGGCGCCACAACCUCGAGAUGGAUCUCGUGGGCGAUAAACCCCAAGGGGCAGAGGAUGGUGGGAUGCCAAGCCCUCGUGGCCUACAUGACCUCGAGCGGGUCGAUGUACGCCUACACGUCGAGCAUCAGCAGCUACAACACGGACAUGCCAGAGGGGGCCCUGAGCUUCGGGGUGCCGAGCAUAUCGGCGACAUACGAGACCGGCGAGAUGACGAUAUUCGCAAGGUUGGAGCUCGGGACGAGCAUGGCGAGCGUGAGCCAGGUGUGGCAAGAGGGUCCGAUGAAUGGACCCGGAACCCCCGGCAGGCAUUCCACGGGAGGAGCCAAUAUGAAAUCCACGGGGACGCUCAACUUUUUUUCUACCGGAUCGGGCGAUGGCGGAGGAUCGUCAUCAGGAUCAUCGGGAAUUGGCUCGGGGGAGCGAAGAAAGAAUGUUCAUGGGGUUUUGAAUGCGGUGAGCUGGGGGGUAUUGAUGCCAAUGGGAGUGUUAUUGGCGAGGUACUUGAAGGUGUUCAAGUCGGCAAAUCCAGCUUGGUUUUAUCUCCACGUGACGUGCCAAACAUCCGCCUACGCCGUGGGGGUCGCCGGUUGGGUCACCGGCCUGCGGCUCGGCGAUGGCGGCGGCGGCAACGCCGGCACUCACGGCAACAUCGGCAUGGCCCUCUUCAUCCUCGGAACUCUUCAGGUAAGUUUUGCUGAUUUUGAUUCCCCCCAAAAGAGAAGCUCGCUAUACGCCUACACGUCGAGCAUCAGCAGCUACAACACGGACAUGCCAGAGGGGGCCCUGAGCUUCGGGGUGCCGAGCAUAUCGGCGACAUACGAGACCGGCGAGAUGACGAUAUUCGCAAGGUUGGAGCUCGGGACGAGCAUGGCGAGCGUGAGCCAGGUGUGGCAAGAGGGUCCGAUGAAUGGACCCGGAACCCCCGGCAGGCAUUCCACGGGAGGAGCCAAUAUGAAAUCCACGGGGACGCUCAACUUUUUUUCUACCGGAUCGGGCGAUGGCGGAGGAUCGUCAUCAGGAUCAUCGGGAAUUGGCUCGGGGGAGCGAAGAAAGAAUGUUCAUGGGGUUUUGAAUGCGGUGAGCUGGGGGGUAUUGAUGCCAAUGGGAGUGUUAUUGGCGAGGUACUUGAAGGUGUUCAAGUCGGCAAAUCCAGCUUGGUUUUAUCUCCACGUGACGUGCCAAACAUCCGCCUACGCCGUGGGGGUCGCCGGUUGGGUCACCGGCCUGCGGCUCGGCGAUGGCGGCGGCGGCAACGCCGGCACUCACGGCAACAUCGGCAUGGCCCUCUUCAUCCUCGGAACUCUUCAGGUUUUUGCUCUUCUCCUGAGGCCGAAGCCGGACCACAAAUACAGGUUCUACUGGAACAUGUAUCACCACUCCUGUGGGUACGCCGCGAUCACGCUGAGCAUUGUCAACGUGUUCCUCGGUCUGGACAUUUUGGACCCGACCAAGGUGUGGAAACGGACGUACAUCGUCAUCCUCCUAGCUUUGGGCUGCGCUGCCCUGAUCAUGGAGCCGGUUACGUGGGCCGUCGUGAUCAAGCGGAGGAGAAGAGAGAUAUCCCAGAAGCACCCAACCAUCGUCUUGAACGGUGCUCGCGGCAAUGGCUACAAUGGCAGAUCCCAGGAUGAUGGUGUUUAGAUCCAUUAAUG
Rhodamnia argentea is the source of this 1927-nucleotide messenger RNA. RefSeq names its product cytochrome b561 and DOMON domain-containing protein At5g35735-like. Bases 45 to 1916 code for a protein of 623 amino acids. Lineage: Eukaryota; Viridiplantae; Streptophyta; Magnoliopsida; Myrtales; Myrtaceae. The record is from RefSeq and is a predicted model, not a curated record. The transcript is spliced from 5 exons.